Peniophora sp. CBMAI 1063 is the source of this 1374-nucleotide messenger RNA. NCBI's taxonomy places the organism in Eukaryota, Fungi, Basidiomycota, Agaricomycetes, Russulales, Peniophoraceae. The record is from the annotation of a GenBank genome assembly.
AUGCAGGCAAUAUCACCUCGCGAGCCUUCUCUUCCGACGGCCACCUUUGCAGGCGAACGCAGAUCCUCAGCCGUCGUCACCGUCGUCGACGACUCGGACGCCAACAUGUCUCCCCCUCUCUCACCCGAACGUGAAAAGUCCGAGGAAAUACUCGACGAUAUCACCGUCGACGAGGAGGAGUCUGUCUCCAGGCCGUCUCAGUCUGUCCACUCGUCACGCGCUACUUCGCCAGCACCGUCCGCGUCGACCAACACGGCAGCUGCCGAGGCCGACUCUGAGAUGCAGGCUCCCGAGGAUACUUCAGAGCAGGAAAAGGCGGCCAAUCGGCCUUUGCGUCUCCUCGAGAACGAACCCGACCGUCUGUACCGCAACCUUGUGCUCACCGACUUUGAGGUCAAGGGAACGCUCGGAACGGGAACAUUUGGCCGGGUGCUGCUUGUCCGGCACAAGAGCCACGCCCCGGCUGGCCAGUGCUUCGCUUUGAAGGUCUUACGCAAGACGGAGGUCAUUCGCCUGCGCCAGGUUGAACAUGUCAAGGCCGAACGCCACAUUCUGUCGCGCGUUCGGCAUCCUUUUGUCGUGGACCUCUUCGCGACUUUCCAAGACAGCUUAAACAUCUACAUGCUCCUGUCGUAUGUUCCUGGUGGCGAGUUGUUCACCCACCUCCGACGCGUUGGGCGUUUCACGCCCGACGUCACUCGCUUCUACCUCGCCAUCAUCGUUCUCGCCCUCCGUUACCUUCACAAAUUCAAUAUAAUCUACCGCGACUUGAAGCCCGAGAACUUGCUGCUCGACGCCCGUGGAUACCUCCGCCUUACCGACUUCGGCUUUGCGAAGGUCGUCGAUGAUCGCACAUGGACCCUCUGUGGCACCCCGGAAUAUCUUGCGCCGGAGAUUAUCCAGAACGACGGCCACGGCAAGCCGGCGGACUGGUGGGCUUGCGGCGUGCUCGCAUACGAGAUGAUGGUCGGCUACCCGCCUUUCUUCGACGAGCUACCCUACGGGAUCUAUGAGCGCAUUCUCGCAAACCGCCCAGCCUGGCCGCGCGACAUGGACCCGCUCUCGCGUGAACUCGUGCAGAGCUUCCUCACUACGGACCGUUCGCAGCGCCUCGGCUCGCGCGCGCGCGGUGCAGCCGAUGUGCUUUCCCAUGCAUGGUUCCGCGGCGUCGAUUGGAACCAGCUCGAACGCAGGGAGAUACGUGCGCCCAUAGUGCCACACGUCAUGGGGCCCGACGACACGCGCUACUUCGCACGUCUUGCGCUCCCGCCCAUGGAGGACAUUCCGGGACUGGUACGGCCUGAGCCUCGCUCACCGGAGACAGGCUCUAGCGCCGCGUUCGACGUCGUCGGAUUCCAGUUCGGCGAGUUCUAA